AUGCAAUAUGAUGGUAAGAUUUUUGACAUGUCGCAAAAGAUGGGAGCAAUGGAGGCACUUUUGAAAAGCAUGUAUAUGCAACAAAAUCCACAUUUAAGUGAAGAGGAAGUAGAUGAUAAGAUGAGAGAAGCUUUGCACAAUGAUAAUAUUUCAACACCAUGCUCAUCGACAUCAACAUAUGCUCCUACUCAUCAAAAGUUUUAUAAGUUACUCAUUAAGUUAAUGGUUAGAAACAAAGAUGAUCCUCAAGAUGAACAAGAUGAUGAUCUUCAAUAUGAUCAAGAUGAUGAUGAUCUUCAAUAUGAUCAAGAUGAUGAUGAUCUUCAAUAUGAUCAAGAUGAUAAUGAUCUUCAAUAUGAUAAUAUUCAAGAUGAUGAUUCUCAUGAAACUCAACACAAUGAAUAUGAUAAAGACCGUCAUUGA
This is a messenger RNA of Lathyrus oleraceus (garden pea), 423 nucleotides long. RefSeq lists its product as uncharacterized. The record is from RefSeq and is a predicted model, not a curated record. The transcript is spliced from 4 exons. NCBI's taxonomy places the organism in Eukaryota, Viridiplantae, Streptophyta, Magnoliopsida, Fabales, Fabaceae. Bases 1 to 423 code for a protein of 140 amino acids.